ACAUGGCUGCGCCCAUAAAAGUCAUAUGUUGUUUUUCAGCUACGGCAGAUAUUUACUGUUAGAGAGCCUACUGCAGAUUUUAACAACAUGAUAAGUUGCAUCGGUAGCUCGUGUAGACAUUUCAUGUCAAAACCAAAGCUGACAUGUUACAACUUUCUUCUUUUCUCACGAAACAAGAGUAACAAGAGCUCGAAGAAGGGCUCCAAAAGCAAACGCUAUUCUGAAACACUUAACCUCCCGAAAACAUCAUUCCCUUUAUCCCUUAGAGAGGGAGUGGCCACGAAAAGAGAAUUGGAGAUACAAAAGACAUGUGCGUUUGACAAGUUAUACCAAUGGCAGCAAGAACAAGAUAGAGAAGCGAACUUCGUCCUCCAUGAUGGUCCCCCAUACGCAAAUGGAAAACCACAUGUUGGGCACGCAGUCAACAAGAUACUGAAAGACAUAACUAAUCGCUUCAAACUGAUGCAAGGUUACAAAGUACACUAUGUGCCUGGUUGGGAUUGUCAUGGCUUACCCAUUGAACUUAAAGCUGUGAACCAUCAAAAGGAAUUAUCUCCCCUUGAAAUUCGCAAAAAAGCUGAAACAUUUGCCCGUGAAACCAUCAGUGUGCAGAAAGAGAGUUUCAAACGCUGGGGUGUGAUGGCGGACUGGGGCAGAUGCUACACUACACUAGACCGGGACUACCAAGUCAACCAGUGGGAAGCUUUCUUUGAUAUGUAUGAAAAAGGUCUGAUUUAUGAAGACUAUAUGCCAGUCUAUUGGUCUCCAUCGUCAAGAACCGCUCUGGCAGAGGCAGAACUUGAGUACAAUGACCAGCAUGUCAGCAGAUCUGUGUAUGUCAAGUUCCCAUUGGUCAGUGUCCCAGGGGAGAUAACUCAAUGUGUCGGAUCAGAAUGUAAAGUAUCGGCCAUAGUGUGGACAACAACACCCUGGACGCUUCCCUUCAACCAAGCAAUCUGCUAUGGCAAAGAUAUUCGCUACACGGUAUGGAAGGAUGGCAGUGCAGGGGAGGCAAUCCUGUGUGAGGAACAGUUCAGUGAGAAACUCCGAUCCUUCCUCCCGGACACGUUCCAGCCUGUAGGCUCCGUACAAGGAGAGGUGUUGAAAAACUCCAUCUACACACAUCCCUUGACCGAGCGGAAGCUCCCACUGUUGGCAGGAAGUCAUGUGACCAGUGGGAAGGGAACGGGAUUGGUCCACACAGCACCAGCUCAUGGCCAUGAAGACUUCCAGCUAGCUGUCAAAUAUGGCCUCCCUGUAGAUUGUCAUGUAGAUGAGAGGGGCAGGUAUAUGGACAGUGCUGGUGCUCACCUGGCAGGUAAAACUGUUGGUGACGAUGCAGAUGAUACAGUGUUGAGCCAGCUGGGGGCCCACGUCCUACACCUGGAGGAGUUCGUGCACAGCUACCCCUACGACUGGCGGACCAAGAAGCCGGUGAUUAUACGAGCCAGCAAGCAGUGGUUCGUCAACACUUCCAAACUCAGGGACAGGGCUGUGGCGAGCCUGAAGGACGUGCAGAUCUACCCCCCGAACUCGGAGCAGGGCAUGCUGCAGCAGCUAGGCAGCAGGACGUACUGGUGCAUCUCGAGACAGCGGGCCUGGGGCCUCCCCAUCCCCGUCUUCUACCACAGGCUCACCAGGGAACCACUGCUCACCAGAGACAUAAUGAGCCACCUCCAGCAGCUGCUGAUGGAGCGAGGCCCUGACUUCUGGUGGACGCUGGACAUGGUGGACCUGUUGCCGGACCAUCUGCUGCAGCCUUGUCAGGGUACAAGUGCAGACUACUGUAAAGGACACGACAUCCUGGACAUCUGGUUUGACAGUGGAACAUCCUGGGCAACUGUGCUCAAAAACUGCGGAGGUCAGGCCGACGUGUACCUCGAGGGCAAGGACCAGUAUGGAUGCUGGUUCCAGACAUCGCUACUCACAAGUGUUGCUGUCAAUGACAGACCGCCAUACAGGAACCUGAUCGUCCAUGGUUUCACAACUGAUGAAGAAGGCCGGAAGAUGUCCAAGUCCGAGGGAAAUGUUGUUGAUCCUGCUGUGGUCAUCAAUGGUGGAAAAAACAAGAAAACGUCUCCGGCCUAUGGAGCCGAUGUGAUGCGGUGGUGGGUGGCGCAUGCUCAUCUCAAGACCAUUGUGAUGAUUGGACCCUCGGUGCUGGACCGUUGCGUGGAGGAUAUGUUCAAUCUAAGGAAGAGUCUGCGCUACCUGCUGGGCAACCUGGCUGACUUCCAGCCCUCAUCACACCUCGUGACGUACGACUCCCUGCUCCCUCAGGACCAGUACAUGCUCCAUCUCCUGCACAGCUUCGCCGACAAGGUGACAGCUUUCUACGAUGGAUACAGCUACAACCAGAUACUGCGCCACCUGGAGAAGUUUAUCAACACCGACAUGUCCCGCUUCUACUUCACCAUCACCAAGGACAGAUGUUACUGUGGAGCGAGUGCAUCCCUGCCGCGUCGAUCCACGCAGACCGUCCAGUAUCACCUGCUUGAUGUGAUAGUCCGGUCCCUGGCCCCGAUCCUACCUCACCUCGCCGAGGAGGUCUACCUUCAUCACCCCGGCGCACACCACAUAGACGGUGUGAAGAGUAUAUUCCGGAGUGGAUGGUUCGACCUCCCACCCCAGUGGAACAAUCCUGCCAUUGCCCACGUCCUAGAGCCAGUAUUCACAAUCAAAGACGACAUCAACCAAGUCCUGGGCAAUGAAAACCCUUUAGAGUUUGAUGCUGUCAUCUUUGCUAGUCACGACCUUGCAGAAACGUUAAAGCCCUUGCAGGAGGAGCAGACAUCGACCAACUCACCUCUCAACGAGCUGCUGCAGCUGUCUCACACGUCCCUGGUGGACGCUGUCCCCACCGUCAUCCCUGACGACGCUCACGUGGUGGACGGAGUCUGCAAGGUCCAUCGCAAAGAUGUACAGAGUACGGAGCAGUACAAGCUGAUUCUGAUGGCGUCGGAGCACCACAUCUGCGAGCGAUGCCGCCGUUACACAUCUAGCUCUGCCUCAACACCAUGUGAGAGAUGCCUGGAUGUUGUUGCCGCGGGCUGGGAGGGAUGAAGAGUGAACAAGAAGAACGCUCUACAGUUGUGUGUGCAUUUCAAACUGACAUUUGUGUGUACAGUUUAACCAAACAGUUGUGUGUACAGUUCAACCCAACCCAACAGUUGUGUGUACAGUUCAACCCAACCCAACAGUUGUGUGUACAGUUAAACCCAACAGUUGUGUGUACAGUUCAACCCAACAGUUGUGUGUGCAGUUCAACCCAACAGUUGUGUGUGCAGUUCAACCCAACAGUUGUGUGUGCAGUUCAACCCAACAGUUGUGUGUGCGCAUUUCAAACCAACAGUUGUGUGUACAGUUCAACACAACAGUUGUGUUUGCGCAUUUCAAACUGACAUUUGUUUGUACAAUUAAACCCAACAGUUGUGUGUGCACAGUCCAAAAAGACAAGUGAUCAGUGUUGAUGGAUCUGCUAUUAUCUGCAACAGACAAACCAGUGAUUGAUAUUAUGACACCAAGCCUGACCACCCACUCCAAGUCACCUCUUGCAGCAGGCAUAGGUUGCCAGGGACGUAACUCAGCAUCCCCACAGGGCACUACAAUCUAGUGACUCGAAACUGUAGCAGUAGCAACCAGGUGUUGCAGUAUAGACUGUAUCCCAGUUGAUAUCUGAAGCCACACAUGUGGCAAGAUUAUACUCUUUUGCUGAAGUGGAUACAGGAAGUGGAUCUGAUGCAUCUGCUUCAAAAGCACCUGGAACAAAAUAUACAUUGGGCAAAAUGAGUGAGUGAGUGAGUUAGGUGUAACACCGCUUUUAACAUUAUUCCAGUUAUAUCACGGCAUGUCAGCUUAAUGUGGGAGGAAAGCCUGAAGUGAUGC
Haliotis rufescens (red abalone) is the source of this 3885-nucleotide messenger RNA. RefSeq names its product isoleucine--tRNA ligase, mitochondrial-like. Gene Ontology annotation, cellular component: cytosol. Gene Ontology annotation, biological process: isoleucyl-tRNA aminoacylation. The transcript has 23 exons. Gene Ontology annotation, molecular function: ATP binding; tRNA binding; isoleucine-tRNA ligase activity. Bases 88 to 3063 code for a protein of 991 amino acids. The record is from RefSeq and is a predicted model, not a curated record. Lineage: Eukaryota; Metazoa; Mollusca; Gastropoda; Lepetellida; Haliotidae.